Limanda limanda (common dab) is the source of this 1608-nucleotide messenger RNA. It is a transcript of the gene snpha, whose product is annotated as syntaphilin. The transcript is spliced from 4 exons. The record is from RefSeq and is a predicted model, not a curated record. Gene Ontology annotation, cellular component: mitochondrion; cytoplasmic microtubule. Lineage: Eukaryota; Metazoa; Chordata; Actinopteri; Pleuronectiformes; Pleuronectidae. The coding region runs from base 1 to 1608 and encodes 535 amino acids. Gene Ontology annotation, biological process: neuron differentiation.
AUGUCUCUCACUCCGAGUCGGAAGCCCUCCUCUGGUCAGCGCAGGCGCUCGAUCGGCACCGGUGGCGGCAGCGCGAAAUAUUCCAUCGACACAUCUAGUACCCAGACGUACCCUGGGCUGGGCCGGGCAGCAGAGGAGACCCUCAUAGCUCGGACGUAUCCCACCACACCCAGGCGUCAGGCAAAGCACACAACCUGCAGUGACAACCAUGGGAUCAGGCCCCCGACCCCGGAGCAGUACCUCACGCCCCUGCAGCAGAAGGAGGUGUGUAUACGACACCUUCGAGCCCGGCUGAGGGAGAAUGUGGAAAGACUCCAGCACAGGGACUGUGAAAUAGACGAGUUGCGGACCCAGCUGUACAGGAUGCAGGAGGACUGGAUCGAGGAGGAGUGCCACCGGGUGGAGGCCCAGCUGGCUCUGAAGGAAGCCCGCAAGGAGAUCCUGCACCUCCAGGAGGUGGUGGAGUCAGGGAGGUCGACCCCCACUGUCCGGGAACCAGACCCCCACGACCACAAGCCAUACUCGGGGCUGCUGGGAGCUCGGCCCUGUGGCAGGUCUCGCUCCUGUGGUUGUUCACCAGCCAGCACUUUGAGCCGCAGCACCCCCCACACCCGCAUGAGCAGCGAGGCUCUGCACCUGGAGCGAAGCCCCAACGCUCCUGAGGCGGGUGGAGCAACUCGCUCAGCGGGACAAACCCACCUCCUCCUGGAGGCGGCCCUCCUGUCAGAGCAGCAGCCGGGGCCCCCGGGCCACGCCCGAGGCCCCCCCCGCUCUUCCACCUAUGAAAGGCUGUGCAGCGGGGGGGCCGUGUUGCCGGUCUCACACUCCUGCCACACGCUCAGCAGCAGCUGCAGGUGCAGCGGACACACCUACCAACCCCACCAUCACCUGUUCCUGCACUUACCACAGGAGGAGGUCCCAGUGACAGCAGUGACUCCUCCAGUCCCAGUCCCAGUCCCAGUCCCAGUCCCAGUCCCAGUCCCAGUCCCAGUCCCUGACCCCUCUCCUUCUCCUUCUCCUGCAGCAGAGAGGAGGCCGGAGGUCCGCUCCCGGGCCUGCAGCCCCACCAUGACCUGGCUGUGUGAGGAGAGCAGUGCAGGAGAACUCAGUGUCAUCUCUCUGCCCACAGCAGACGUCAGCCCCUCAGAACCUCAUCUGUUCCCAUCGUCUCUACCUCCUGCGUCUCCUCCUUCAUUCAGCUUAGAGACGCUACCACGGGAACCACCGGAGGAGGCGGUGAAGACCCCAGCAGAGCCACACACCUGCCAACCCCACCCCACAGCUCCACUGCCAGUGAGGCAGGAGCCCACGGUCCUGGAGAUGGAGGAGGACGACAGGGAGGAAGGUGAAGGAGCGAGAGAGGACGGGCGUUCCCCUCAGCUGUGCCACUGGAGCCGCUACUUCCUGGUGGAUCUGUUGGCCCUGGCGGUGCCGGUGGUCCCCACCAUGGCGUGGCUGUGUCGGGGGGCUCCACGGGAGGUCCUGCCGGUGUAUCACAUCGGCUCGCUGCUCCGAGGCUGCUGCGCCGUGGCCCUCCACUCGCUGCGCCGGCAGGGGGCCGGGAGGGGGGGCCGGCCCACGGACAUGAACGGAACAUCAGCAAUCUGA